Messenger RNA from Mytilus trossulus (common blue mussel), 4504 nucleotides. Its product is annotated as zinc finger protein 568-like. Gene Ontology annotation, biological process: regulation of transcription by RNA polymerase II. Lineage: Eukaryota; Metazoa; Mollusca; Bivalvia; Mytilida; Mytilidae. Gene Ontology annotation, cellular component: nucleus. Gene Ontology annotation, molecular function: protein binding; DNA-binding transcription factor activity, RNA polymerase II-specific. The transcript is spliced from 4 exons. The record is from RefSeq and is a predicted model, not a curated record. The coding region runs from base 105 to 3104 and encodes 999 amino acids.
CGAGAUUAUGAAUUUAUGACGUCAUUUCCUGUGGCUUUGUUAAAGCUGGGGAUCAUUUCAAUAGUUUUAAAUGUGAAACCAUAACAGUUCGCUAGUGAUCCAAGAUGUCGUUCAGCACCUCCAACCAAUCUCUUAGCCAGCAGCUGUAUACCAGCUCUGGGAUGAAUGCAUCAGUAAUGACAACACAACAACACAUCAGCUUCAUUCCUGUGCCACUGACUCACAAUGUGGAAGUCAUUCCAUCAAGUGGAUUUCCUCCUAGUUCUACAAACUUCAGUAACAGUCCAAACAGUGCCAACCAGGAACGUCCAAAACCACAGAUAAUGAUACUUGAAAAAUUAAAGCAAUUAAGAGAUGUAGGGAGGUAUUGCGAUUUGUUUAUUGAUGUUAAAGGCAUGCGGUUUAUUGCUCACAAGUCAUUGGUUGCUGCUUGGAGUCCAUAUUUUGAUGAAGCUUUGACUAGUACAGACUAUGUUGACAAAGACUUGCUGAUUGUUCACUAUGAUAGCUAUGAAGUAUUUGCUGAUUUUUUGGAAUUUUUGUACACUGGUACAAUUGCUCCAAGAGAAACAAAUUUUCUCCAACUGUUACAUUUGGCUGUAAGCUUCAAGAUAGACUUACUUAAAAGUUAUUGUGAAGAAUUCCUAAGAUGCAACUUACAUCUGGGGAACUUUGUCAGUACCUACUUCUUGUCGAGGAAAUACAGUCUAGAUGAACUUGAAGAAUUUCUAGUCGGAUUUUUACAGUCAAAUUUAUCUGAUGCAGUAAAGCAGAGUGAAUUCUUACAAAUGAAAGCGGGGAAAAUUCAUGCUUUACUAUCUAAAGGAUGCAUGUUAAAAUUAAAACCAGAAAUGAAACUUUUUUUAGUGAUAAGUUGGGUAGGAUUUGAAGUUCAACCACGAGAGAAGUUCUUGGUUUUAUUAUUAAAACACAUUGAUUGGUCAUCUGUUGCAUCAGACUUUCUACUAGAGAUUAGUCGGACUGAAAAUUUCUUCACAACUCACGAAUCAAGUUUAUACCUUUUGCUACAAACGUUAUUCAGUUCUGGUAUUUCUUUGGGACCAUAUACUGAAACUUUCUCAUCAUUAAGACACACUUAUUCUCAUCUGCUUACAGAAGUGGUGACCUCAGGAUUGAUAUUGCCAGAGGUUGAUGAUUUUAUAGCGGUGACUGCAGUUGGUACAACAACAAGACACAUAAAGCUCAACACAGGGACUAACACAGACAACAUGCCUUACAUGUACAUACAAUCUCAUACGGCAAAGCCUGUAAGUGAAUCUGAUAAAAGCUUUCAACCUGAAGAGAAUGAAGAAAAUUUCAAUGAAUCAGCAGCCAAUGAAAAUGAAGUAACUGGUUCACAGUCUAUGGAACCUGUUGAACAAGAAACAAGUAGCACAAUAUUGACACCAGAGCUUGAGAAAACUCCGACCAAAAGUAUAAGGGGAAAAGUGAAAAAGAAAAUAAAAAUUAUGUCAAAAGAUACUUUAAUAGUAAGCAGAAGUUACACUCAACCUGAAUAUCAACCAAGGUCAUCACCACAACCUUCAGGAGAAAGUCAAGAUCAGUCAGAAAAUAAUACAGAAGAUUCUACACCAAACAAUGUGGAGGAAGAUCUAGAGAAAGAUGAAGAAAACAAUGAAGAAUUUAAUGAGUUUGAAGAAGAAGAAAAUGGAGAGGAAGAUGAAGAUUAUAUACAUGAAAUGGAGGAGGAGGGGGAGGAGGAAGAUGGUAGUGAUAAAGAGAAAAAUGAGGUGAAAAAAGGUUCCAAGAAGAAAAAGAAUACCCCUAUAUACAAUAUGGUCAAAUUAGAAUGUCCUCAUUGCUCCUAUAGUACAAAGAUAGAAGGCAGGUUAAGAAAACACUUGAAAUGGAAUCAUGAAAAUGAUAUUCUAUUGAAAUGCACUGUGUGCAAUGCAUUUGAAACAAAAUCAAACAGGACAUACAGUGAUCAUAUGAAAAAACACUUUGAAGGCCCGCCAUUUCAUUGUGAAGUAUAUGGAUGUGAUUAUUCCACCGAAAAGUUCCCAACAUUAUUAAUUCACAGAAUGAAACACUUUGAAGAACGUCCAUAUGCUUGUGGGAUUUGUAAUGCCAGAUUCAGAACGAGAAAUAAUUUGUACGCUCAUAAGAAGACUCAUACAGGAAAGAGACCAUUUCAGUGUCCACACUGUCCAAAGUCAUUUGCUGUGAAGAACACACUUGAUCAACAUUUGGUAAUCCAUGAUGACCUUCGGCCUUAUUUAUGUGACUUUUGUGGAUUUGCAACCAAAUAUCAAUCACAUUUAACAGCUCACAAAAGAACACACACAGGUGAAGUUUUCAAAUGUGAACAUCCAAAAUGUAAUUACACUACACCAAAGAGAAGUCAGUUAAAAUGUCAUAUGCGAACACAUCUUGGUAUACGUAGCUAUGUUUGUGUAGAAUGUGGUAAAAGUUUUAUAGAGAAAAGUCAUCUUAAGAGACAUGAAAAAAUACAUCUAAGUGAUAAACCUUUUAAAUGCAAUCUAUGUGAUUAUAGUACGAAUAGAAAAGACAAAUUAAAGUAUCAUCUAAAUAAAAGUCAUGACCCAAAUGGAGAGAAAAAGACCAAAGGUCGUCCAUCAAAACCAAGGAUAAGAAAACCUGUUAAACAAAUACCACCACCGAUUAUACUGACUGAAGGAGGAAAAAUUCAAAUACCGCCACACAAUUUAAUAAUGACUCAAUCAAAAUUAGGCAUAGAUCAAGCGGUGUAUGUUAAAAACUUUGAUCAUUCUGGUUAUACAAUCCAGGGUAUUACUGACAACCCAGGAGCACAUGCUCUCACAUUAGAAGAAAUAAGACAGGCUCAGUUUGGUCAUGGGAGUUUAGAAGGUGUGACAAUUCAAGUGCCAAUCACAAUGGAACAUCUGGUCAUGGCUAAUGACGAGAUCAAUAAAACUUCUACAUCACGCCCUCUACCAGCCACUAGUCCAGUGACCCCUGUGACCUUGAUUCCAGAAGAUCAUCAGACAUACAUACAGAAUGUUAUGACACAGGUUCCUAUGACAUCUGCUGGACAACAGACCACUACUCAGAGUCAAGAUUAUAGCCAACUUGGACCAUUCAUUCAAGCUUUAUUUUGAAAUACAUGUAGUGUAAAAUCUAUGUAAAAGUUUGAGUUUGCUUCUGAAAGUAUUGGGAUUUCAAUAUUUUUGUUGACAUAGAAUCCACCUCUGUGAGCUCCUGAAAGGCUCCAGCCAUUUUUAGAAAAAAAAUUGUUUGGUUUGGUGAUUUGAUUUUAAAAUAUUUUGACCAAUAAAAAGGGGAAAAAAUUCUUGUUGAGUUUUUUUUGUCAUUAUAAUAUAAGUUCUAAUACAAAAUUUGUUUGUUAAAAAUAAUGUGGAGCAGGUUAGGUACCUUUUAGAUAUGAAAACAAACAAAACCCAUCUCAAAGUGAAACAGUCAUGAAAAAAUAAUUAUGCUUUUUGGGAAGUUGCAAUCUUUGUUAUCAUAUUUUAUUUUGAACUGUGGUCCAUUGGUGCAUUUUAAAAAGAUAUUAUUGGAUGAUUUUUUAUGUAUAUACCUCCUGACUGUGUUCAAGAAUUGUUUAUUGUUACUGUUUGUUCCCAAAGUCAUUGUGUAGGCUGCAUUAUGUGUGGAAAGAUAAACAGUACAUGUAUAAGAGACUCCAAUUUGUCAAUAUUUUUCUACUUCUAUUGAUCUUAGGUCAUAUAGGUUAUGAUUUAUUGUUCCAGGUUUGGGUAUUUAAAGAGUAACAAGAAGGCAAGUUUUGUUUUGCCAUAUAUAUGUAACCAUGUUAUUUUUUGUUUUGGAUUUUGAACACAUGAAAUAUGAAUGAAAUAAAACUUUGUUAUAAUUUCUGUUAUCUGUAUCUAUACGUAUUUAUUUGUUUGUAUUUUUUUUUAUUAUUAUUAUUGUUAUUAUUAGUAAAUAUGAAAAGAAUGAACACUGCUGAAAUGAAUUAUUGUACUACAUAUGUGUAUAUUGUGCGACUGACUGUAAAAUUCAUUAUCAAAAAGCGUAUAUACAUGUAUCCGAAAAAUUUCAGGCAUGUACGUAAUUGAUUAAGAAAGAAAUUUUGUUGAUAAUAUAUUAUGAUAUGAAAAGAUGUAUAUACAUUAUUUUUGAUUGCUUACGAUUAUGAAUAUAGUUAUUAAAAAAUUGCGCGAAUUUUUUUUUAUAUCUUCCCUCAAUAUUUAUGUAAUUGUUUUCACCGUUGACAUAUAUAACAAAUUUACUGAUCAGUAUGAAAUAUCUUGAAAUGAAUUGAAAUUAUUAUUUGUUGUUAGUAUGUACAUGUAUACUCAUUAACAGAAUCAAUAAAAGGACAGAAUGUUUCAUACUUUUAAGUUAUUAGAAGAUGUUUCUCUACAAUGUUAUAUGUUACUUUGUCCCUUUAUGAUCACUUAUGACAAUUAAAAUUUUAUAAUAUAUUAUAUUUCAAUUUCUCUGAAACUACAUGCAUUAAAACCGGUUCUGACCACUUUCAUUAUUCUUGAUAUACCACACUUGAAUUAAUUUG